Linum tenue is the source of this 141-nucleotide messenger RNA. The record is from the annotation of a GenBank genome assembly. Lineage: Eukaryota; Viridiplantae; Streptophyta; Magnoliopsida; Malpighiales; Linaceae.
AUGGCCGAGUGGUCUAAGGCGCCAGACUCAAGUUCUGGUCUUCGAAAGAGGGCGUGGGUUCAAAUCCCACUUCUGACAUUUUUCUUUUACACUUUCAACAAAUUGUUGGUAAAGACAACUUUUAGUUACAGAACUUCUUGA